Molecule: messenger RNA, 10586 nt
Organism: Cuscuta europaea
Lineage: Eukaryota; Viridiplantae; Streptophyta; Magnoliopsida; Solanales; Convolvulaceae
Source: the annotation of a GenBank genome assembly
GAAUUUAAAAAAGUAGGAGUCCCACCGUAAAGAGAGAAGCUAUGGAAUACUGUUUUACAUCUUUUGGAAAAACCUGCUUCCCAUCGUACUCAUUUGGGUUCUCAUUAUGCUUGGAACCCUAGCCCUUAUUCUUAACCGCAUAAGUGAUGUUUCAGCUGCAAUAGACCAGAAGAGCAUCAAUUAUAAGGAAAAAACAACUGAAGAUGUAGAGGAUGUUACGCACAAAGUAUACUUCGACACUGAAAUUAAUGUAAAACCUGCAGGUCGUGUGGUCAUAGGUCUCUUUGGGAACACUUCCAAAAACUGUAGAAAAUUUCCGAGUUCUUUGUACAGGAGAAAAAGGGAUGGGAAAGAACGGGAGAAAUCUCCACUAUAAAGGAAGUGCUUUUCAUAGGAUCAUGCCUAGCUUCAUGAUCCAGGGAGUUGGCUUCACUAGUGGGGAUGGGAGAGGUGGAGAAUCGAUAUAUGGCAACAGCUUUGCAGAUGAGAACUUCAAACUAAAGCACAUUGGUUCUGGAAUUCUAUCAAUGGCGAAUGCUGGACCAGAUACCAACAGAUCACAGUUCUUCAUCACCACAGUGGCAACAAGCAGGUUGGAUGGGCAGCAUGUUGUGUUUGGCAAAGUCCUAUCCGGGAAGAUUGAUAAGUCCUAUUCUGGUACGUACCCAGCCUAUAAGGCAUCCGUUUUUUCGAUCAAUAAAUUGCCUCACGUUGCCAAAAUAUAUUGUUUACCUAAAUUGGCUCUCGUAGCUGGAAUUAAACUCCAUCACACUUUAUUCUAAUUAAACUGGUUUAAAUGGAAACUAACACCUUCAGUUUCUCCCUACAAUCUAGCGCCAUCAUUACAAUUACUCAACAUUUUUGUUUGUGUAAAUUUAAACUUUUUAUAAUGAGGUUUGUUAACAUAACGUGUUACAAGAACAUAAGAAAAUAGCUGAAAAAAUUUCAAAGAUGUAAUAAUAAAAACAUACUCCGUAAGAUAUUGAAAUUAAAAAAAAAAAUAAUCGUGGUGCAUAUCCAAAACUUUUAGAUGGAAAUAGUAUUUUUAAGUUUAACAUUUCAAAAGUAAACACAAAGUAAAUGAAGAUUAGUCAUGUAAACAAAGUGAGUUAUACGUUCCUUUUUAAAAAAAGAUUAAUGUUUAAAAAAGGGGCAUUUUACAUUUCAUAUACAUAUCAUACCUGGCGGGUCUACCCCACCCGAUUCCGAGACCCGUUUGGUCUGGGUCCGGGUCCAAAUUUUUAGACCCGUCGGAUAAACGGGUCAGGUACGGAUCUAUUAUUAGCUUAUCGGGUGCGAGUCUGGAAUACUACGUCCGACCCAGACCCGACCCAUUGACAGGCCUAGGCGGGCGGGUGCAGGGUUCGCAUAGGGUGACAUCAUACUUUUUAUUAAUGAAAAUUUAUUUUAAAAAUAAUAAAUUUUUCCUGCCGUCUCUUCGAUAUGCAGCGCCAUUAGCUACUUUCUCCUGCCGUCUCUUCUCUCUCGUAAGUCUUUAUUAUUUACUCAUCAAUUUGAAAAUGUGAAUACCUAUACAGUAAAAUCGUCUGUUCAUUUUCAUCUUCUUCACUAGAUAGCAACUGCUUUCUCUAUUCAUUUUCUGAGCUUAUUUUUGACCGACGACAUUACCUUAACAAGGACUCAGCGUAGUAAUCCGGGGAUUUAAUCUGAAUCUCAUCGGUUGAUCGGAGGUCGGUAUGUACUACUCCGUUUUCUCUUUGUCUCUAUUUCUCUGUUUUAUGCUUUAUCAUUCUCUGAGAAGAGAUGUUCGUUGAUCUUGGAGUUGAUGUUCUCUAGUAGAUCGUCAGGUUCAGCUCCGGUGGUUUUUUUUUAAUUUGUUUGUAUCUUUGAUCACCCGAAAUAAAAAGUCCAAUGUUCAUGGAGAUGAUUCUUUCCUGUGGAUGGCCGGGCCGGCCAAUCUCUGGUCCGGAGAUAGACUGAAAUUUUUUGCAUGAAAUUUUGUAAUAUUCUCCCCUUAUGGAAUUUCUCUGCAAUUCCAUUUUGCUUUUACUGUCAUUGUUUUAAUUUCUUUGUUGCUUGUGCUCGUGCCUAUAUGCAUAUUUUUAGCUCUGACAUUUCAUUUCUACUUUUACCUAAACCCUAACUGCAACCCGGUGCCUUUUGAUUUCAGCAUCAAGGUUUUUUCUAUGGCAUGCAUCAGAACAUAUAUAGAAUUGCCGGAUGACUUUUACAACUUUUUUAGGUAUUAUGUAUGCGUAUCAAUGAUUCAAUCGGUCAAUCCUACUCAAGUUUCUUUUGAUACGCUUGAGUAUCCUAGAGCUUACGUGACAGGCUAUCGGUUACACAUAGCUAUCAAUUGUACUCGUUGUACCUCCUUAGACUAUUGUAGUCAUGUGUCUAUAAAUACUUUUGGUACUAUUAAUGAAAAAAGUUGUAAAAGUCAUCCGGCAAUUCUGUACAUGUUCUGAUGCAUGCCAUAGAAAAACCUUGAUGCUGAAAUCGGAAGGCGCCGGGUUGCUGUUAGGGUUUAGGUAAAAGUAGAAAUGAAAUGUUAGAUCUGAUAAUAUGCAUACAGGCACGAGCACAAGCAACAAAGAAAAUUAAAAAAUGACAGAGCCAUAAGGGAAGAAGAUUACAAAAAUUCAUGCAAAAAAUUUCAAUCUAUCUCCGGACCAGAGAUUGGUUGGCCCGACCAUCCACAGGAGAGAAUCAUCUCCAUGAACAUUGGAUUUUUUAUUUCGGGUGAUCAAAGAUACAAACAAAUUAAAAAAAAACCACCGGAGCUGAGCGUGACGAUCUACUAGAGAACAUCAACUCCAAGAUCAUCAAACAUCUUCUUCUUGGAGAAUGAUAAAGCAUAAAAUAGAGAAAUAGAGACAAAGAGAUGACAGAGUAGUACAUACCGACCUUCGAUUGACCAGUGAGAUUCAGAUUAACUUCCCGGAUUACUACGCUGAGUCCUUGUUGAGGUAAUGCCGCCGGUUAAAAAGAAGCUCAAAAAAUGAACAGAGAAAGCAGUUGCUACCUAGUGAAGAAGACGAAAAUGAGCCAGGCGAUUUUACUAUAUAGGUAUUCACAUUAUCGUAUUGAUGAGUAAAUAAGAAAGACUUACGAGAGAGAAGAGACUGCAGGAGAAAGUAGUUAAUGGCGCUGCAUAUCGAAGAGACCGCAGGAGAAAGUAGUUAACGGCGCUGCAUAUUUAUUUUGAUCCUAAGGCAUUAUAUCAAUUUUGUCAUUACAGAUAUAGUAUUCCUAGGUGUAAAAUUUUGUCCGGAUAUGCAUUAGCACGUACGAGUACUCAGCAUUAUUUAGAAAAAUGGUACCACUAAUGGUUUCAAUUCCUCAAACCUCACUCAUUCCCUCAAUUACCAGUAUAAAAUUUAUUAUUUUAAAAAUACAUUUUCAUUAAUAAAAAGUAUAAUGUCGUCCUAUGCGCAUCCUGCACCCGCUCGCCUAGGCCUGUCAAUGGUCCGGGUCGGACGUAGUUUUCCAGACCCGCACCCACUAAGUUAAUAAUAGAUCCGGACCCGACUCGUUUACCCGACGGGUCUAAAAAGUUGGAUCCGGACCCAGACCAAACGGGUCCCGAAAUCAGGUCAUGUAGACCCACCAAGUAUGAUACGUAUAUGAAAUGUAAAAUGACCUUUUGUAAACAUUAAUCCUUUUUUAAAAACAAACGUAUAACUCACUUUGUUUACAUGACUAAUCUUUAUUUACUUUGUGUUUACUUUUGAAAUGUUAAACUUAAAAAUACUAUUUCCAUCUAAAAGUUUUGAAUAUAUAUGCACGACCAGUGAUCGAUUUUUUUUAAUUUCAAUAUCUUACGGAGUAUGUUUUUAUUAUUACAUUUUUGAAAUUUUUUCAGCUGUUUUCUUAUGUUCUUGUAACACGUUAUGUUAACAAACCUCAUUAUUAAAAGUUUAAAUUUACACACAAAAAUGUUGAGUAAUUGUAAUGAUGACGCUAGAUUGUAGGGAGAAACUGAUGGUGUUAAUUUCCAUAUAAAGGGGGUGUUUGGAACUGAUUCUGCUUCUGCUUCUUUUUUAAAGCAGAAGCAGAAUAAGUUUUCAGAAGCUGGUACCCCCCAGCUUCUAAAAAAACUGAUUCUAGGAGUAAAUUAGAGCACCAGAAUCACUUCUGCAUUUUCACCCAAACACUCCAACUUCUGCUUCUGCUCCCUGAAGGAGCAGAAGCAGUUUUAAGAAUCGGAUCCAAACACCCCCAAACUAGUUUAAUUAGAAUAAGGUCUGAUGGAGUUAAUUCCAAUUAGAAGAGCCAAUUUAGGUAAACAAUAUAUUUUGGCAAUUUAUUGAUCGAAAAAACGGAUCCCUUUUAGGUCGGGUAAGUACCAGAAGUAUUUAGAGACACAUGACUAUAAUAGUCUAAGGAGGUAUAACGAGUACAAUUAAUAGCUAUGUGUAACCGAUAGCCUGUUACGUAAGUCCUAGGAUGAGUCCGACCUUGCUAGAAUACCGGCAAAGCUCGAACCCACUUGAUCAGGUCGACUUGGAUGUGGGUUACUUUCGCGGGUCAUGAUCUCCCGUUAGGUCCAGUUGGUUUUAUUGAUUAAUUAAUCGUGAUUAAUUGGAUUAUUUUAUUAGUAUCGCUUGAUGGGCUUCACGUGUGUGAUGCUUAUUUUGGCCAUGGUCACCGUUCAUGGUACCAUGAAGGUCUAAUGAAAUAAGCCAGAUGGUUACAAAUAUCUAAAGAUAAAAAAAAUCUAAAAAGGUGUAAACAGGGGCCUAGCUAGGGGAGGGUCAGCCCUGGCCCUGGCUCAGCCCAAAUUUAAAAAAUGUCUAAAUUUAUAGUGUAAAAAGUUUCAUGUGAAAUUUUUUUCAAAAAUAUUCUUUUUACCGGCUCAGUCCGGCCUAGUGCCCUGGCUCCGCCCCUGGGUGUAAAUAUAUGAAAAAAUAACAUCUCAUAAAUAAAAUUUUUGUAGUUUAAAUGAAAAAAAUACUCCGUAUCUAAAAGAUGUAAAAAUAAUUAUGAGAUCUUAAUUAAACAAUUGGAUCUAUUACAAAAUUUAAUCCUAAAAUAAUCUAUCAAUCGGAUAUUAGGAUUUUUGUAAAAAAUACGGAGUAUUAACUUAGACUUAUGUUUAUUGACGAAGCAUGAUUACAAUUAACUUUUUCACCGUAAACGUUCUUCAAUUUUUAUUUAAGUUUUAUACGGAGUAUAUGUUACAUUUGACAUUUUUUUUACAAAAUUGUAGCAAAAACAUACAAGUCAUAGUUAUAGCAUUUUAAACAAAAAAUACCCGCACAGUAGCUGAUUGAGUGGUGGGAAAUUUAGAUCAAGAGACUAAAGAUCGAAUCCCGCAGUGACUGUGUGGAGGUUACAAACUCUGAAAUGAGCUGGACCACUGACGCGCACGAGUAUAUGAAUCUCUUGCUACUUCAUUGACUGAGUUACCGUGAUUUACAUCCUCUCACGUGACUUGUCGGGUCGAGCUGUGGGGGUUACGUUGCGGGAGAUUUCAUCUUUUUUGGAUCAAGCAUUUUAAACAAAAAGAAAGAAUAAAGAAUACGACAAAAACAAAAUCGUAAAGGUGGCAAAGAGCCAGAACACGCAUUUUGGAUUCCAUCACUCUAAAAAUUACCACGUACGGAGUAUUUAUUUAUUUACAUAUUUAAAAGUUGUUUUCAAAUUACUGCUAAAAAAGAUUAUCUAUGAAAUAUAUAAGAGUUGGGUUAAAACUUGAGAAAAUUGCCCAAAAUGGGUCUAAAACAUAGAUAAAAAGCCAAAGUAGGACAUAACAUCUUUUUUUCCCAUUAUAGGAGUCAUCGGCUCCUAGUUUAAGUUUCUGUCAUUUCUUCAAUGUCCAAAUUGCCCUUGCUUUUCUGAUAGCUCUCCUGCUCGUAGACACCGCCUCCAACAUCAUCGAUCUUCUUCUCCUGCGCCGUUCGUUCUCUUCUCUUGCACUAUCCGUUCUUCUGCUAAAUAGUAUCCAAGUUCAAUCUUCUUCUCCUAUUAUUUCUCAAACCACUCCAGGUUUGAUCUUGUUUGCUUCCUCCAUUUCCAUUCAAUUUGUUUAUUAGAAACUCCACCAAUUUCAGCUCUUCCUCCUCUGAUUUCUUCUUCUCUUUCUCUUUGUCUCCUCCAUGGAUUUUCUUCUUCUUCUUGCUCUGUUUUUUUAAAAUGGUGUGUUUGCUCUCAAAAUGUCAUGAAUGACAUCAAAACUGACAUCAUUUGGAAAACAUGUCAGAAAACAUGUUAUUUCUAAUAAUAAGUAGUUAUUUCAUUCUCAGAUAAGUCAUAAAAAUGGCAUAGAAUGCCAUAAGAAUGACAUUUUCUUAUGGACAUAUGACAUUUUCACAUUGUCAUUGUGAUAAAUGUACUGUCACAAACAUGACUGUUUUUUCAAAUAACCAAUAAUUUUGACAUUCUCAGAUUAUAAAAGUGACAUUUUGCUGAAUAAAUAAAAUUUAAAUCCAAAAAAUGCAAAGAAGAAGAGAACAUAGGACUACAAAUUUGAAGAUACUAGCUAGAAAAUCGUUGCGGCUUUGUUUUGAUUUCUCAUCCAAAAUUUUCUAAUCUAAAACAAUCUUUUAGAAUCCCAAAAGUAAGAAAGUGGACUGAAAAUUCAAAAAUCAAUAUAAAAAUGAAGCGGAGUACGAGUGGGAAGAAAAUAGAGGAGAAAAGAAGAGAAGAGGAGAAAAGAAGAGAAGAGGAGAAAAGAAGAGAAGAAGAAGUAGAGGAAGAGGAAGAAGAAAAAGAAGAAGAAUAACAAGCAGCUUGAGAUCAAGAACUUACCUGGGAAAACUGCAGCAGGGCUCGCAAGUGGCGAACCGGAAGAAGAGAGGCGCAGGGCAAAUUCAGCAUUCCGCUGUUAUUUUAGUCCUACGCUACUUCAGAUAAAACUAGUAGUCCUAUAAUGGAAUUUUUCACAAGUUUGAGUCCUAUUUAGGUAAAUCUCUCUAAAACUUAAAGCAUUUUUACCAACACGGUUUCCAAGACAUUCUCGCAGCUGGCAGAUAGAACUCGUUCCAAAAAACCGGAAACCGAAAAAUGUUUCAAAAUAAAUCGAACCACAAUCAAAUAAAACUGCAGUGCUAAAAAAUCGAAACCGGAUGUGAAAUUCGAAUCGAAUCGUAGUUGUUUGGUUCGGUUUUAGUUUUUACCCUUCAAUGCCGACCCGAAUAAACCGAUCGAACUAAUCAAAGUAUGAAAAUUUACUUGUUAAUUGUUAAGCAUCCAUCCUAAUAUCAUCGAUAUUCUGUGAUUUUUUGUGUCAGAAAAUUAAUUUUUGUAUUAUGUUUAAUGUAGUUUAUAAAUGCAUUUACACAUUCGUUGCUUAUAUUAAUUUUUGUAUUAUGUUGCAAUGUGUUGCAUGAUGGUGAUAUGUUUUACUCGUUAUUACUAGUACUUGGUUUUAUUUAUAUGUAACUUAAAAAUUUUAUAUUGAUAGAAACAAUAAAUAUAUAUCUCAACUACAUCACAUAGAACAUAUUUAUUCAUGAACACAUUGGAUAGGGUUAUUGUGCAUUAGAUUGACAAUUUGAGCGGCUAUGUCAGGCUUUCCUGACUGGAACCGUCGCCUGGCCCUCUCGAAUGCACUUUUAUUGAACUUUAUGAGCAUGUUUUUCAUAAAGUGUAAAUUAUUUCACCGAGUUCACGCUUAAAUUCAACCGGGAAGUCACUUAAAUAGUUUCUUGAAAAAUAUUGUGCUUUUAUACAUAUUUCGACGUAGUAUUUUUCACUAUAAAAAUUGAAAUUUUAUAAUAAAAAUUUAGUGUGGCCUUUUCCAAAUAAUAAGACUCCUUUUGUGAAUAUUUCUAAAAUAAAUACGGAGUAGAAUAGAUAAAAAAUAUAGGUUGAUUUAAAGUUUUCUAUAGAAGUAACUAACUAUUACAUUUAUGUAUUUAUUUAAUGGGAAAUUUUGAUUUUACACUCCACUUUUUCUGUGCAAUUUUGUAAUAUUUCAUCCCACUAUAUUUGUGAUCCGGGACAAUUGGAAGCAUGUGUAUAUGGACACAAAGUUCAACUCUCAUUCUCUCUAGAAUAAACGCCUCAAUCCCAACGGCUUCGAGCUCUGUCCCUUGUGGGGCCUUAGUCACCUUACCAAUUAUAGUCAAACAAAAGUAUGCCUUAUUUGAAUUACGAAGAAAUUCAGUCCUUCGAGUUUUGCACCAAUUCCAUAAUUAGUCAUCAUCUUUCAUUUUAUCCAUUUUUUGUAGCUGACUAUUGUUUUCUUGACCAUAUAUAAUCCUUUUCCGAUAGUAAAAAUGCUCAGAUAUGGACCACAAAUGGUCGAGAAAACAAUAAUUCGGUAUCAAAAAUGGAUAAAGUGAAAAACGAGUACUAAAUAUGGAAAUGACACAAAACUCGGAGGACUUAAAGUGGAAUUAAUUCUUUGAAUUACUACCCAGAAAGCUAUUUUUUUUUGAAAGGUACUAAAGGGUAAAAUACAGUCCGUUGAUUUUUAUUUAAACUCCAUGUUCUUCUAUUAUACAAAAACAAGAGAAAAAUGUGAACGGUGUUCCCGCUCAAAAAUAUCACACUCACAGGUCGGGUCAAGUCUGCAGUGGGUUGGGUCAGGUUUUCUAAGAUGGGUCGGUUGCAUUGGGUUUGUAGUCUGAAAUUAUGUGGCUAAAAUUUUACAGCAUUAAAUACAAAGGUCGUCAUCCAUUAAAGCAAUUUGUGAGGCUCAAUAAAAAGGACAUGUAGAAGACAAUUAUAAUAUUAAAAAAAGUUUAACUGUCAUUUCAAAUUAAUGGGUUUGUACUACAAAAUCUUUUCAUGUCAUUUGCAUAUCCGCAUGGUUUAAAUAAAGGGAGACGUGUAAUCAAAGCUCUUAUCUCAAAAAGUUCAAUGCAUUGCUUGAGUUCAUUUAAUGUUUGUACUACACAAUCUUUAGUAAAGAUUUAGGUUAAAUGGACCAUUGGUUAAAAACAAUUUUCGUUUUGGAGUACAGUUCAUUUAAUGGAAGCGGCUGAAGCAACACACAUCUUUGGGUCUUUGAACAUCGACAACAUUUUAGGAGAGGGGAUACACCAGAAGUUAUUUUUAAUCAUGAAGAGGAGAUGUACAAACUAGAAGUUGUUUCCCAAGAUGAAGAGGUAUAUCAAGUGCUUUAAACUCUUUUCGAAAAUUAUGCAAAUAGAAUUUUAUGUGUUUUUCGGUAAUGUGCAUAUUCUAUUAUAAUCUUUCUCGAUGUUUGAUAAACAUAGAUAUCAUUGGCAAGUUUCUGGGUAAGUGUGUUUCUCAAACACAUAGAAUCAAUUGCAACAAAAAAGGUAUAUAUAAAGGUAAAGUUAAGACUGUUUGGAUAAAUAAUUUCAUAUACCCUAGGGUUUAAAAACUAAAUUUUUUGAGUGAAGCAGAUAGGGGCAUAGGGCAUUGUUUUAAAAAUAGAUCGAUGUUCAGUUAACAUUUAGAUUGUUUAUUACAAAAAAUAGAAUUAUUUACUUAAAUCAUUGAAUAGUCAGAAGUUUAUUUUAGAAACAACCUGCCUCUGAUAAUUUAAAGUCAAAAAAGUAAAAAGCAAGACUUAAAAGUUUAGGGGACGAAGAUCAUACCUGGGAGUUUGACCAUCCAAUAAUAAAACCAUGCGAUCCCUAAUGUUAACUAGUUAAUCAUUACAUUUCAUUUACAAAUAAUACACAUUUGGGCACCUUAUUCAGGUCCAAGAUCUACCCUACUUAUUUACAUUUUAUAAAGAAAACAAUGCUAAUUUUCAAAAAUGUAAUCAAUCCUUUUGGAUUAGACCUGCAAUAUAAAAGAAAAUAUCAAUCACAUGCAGAAAAGCAAUUACACUUGUAAAUACAUCACCAUAUAAAUCCAUUGAUCUAAAAACGUAUUUAUUGACAUUAUUUAUUUAUUAUUCAUUAAAACAUGGUAUUAAAACAUGGAAUAUGGUAAAAAAUAAAAUUGGAGCAUUGUAUAUUUCUAUAUGAGAUCAAUAUUAAUAUGAAAGUUUACAUAAAAGUGGUCGUUCAAGAUGCAACUGAUGAUAAUCGAUAUUUCUGUUGGGCUGAUAUAUAAGUUUAAUAUAAUUUUUUGCAAGUUUAAAAAAUAUAUAUAUACUAAUUGUUUUGAAACAUGUAUGAUAUUGAUAUGAGUGUAUGUGAUAUUGAAUAGGCUUAAUGCAAAAUGUUUUGAUAUCAGUCAGUAUACAUUGAUCACUUAAGCUAUGCAUGUUUACUAUAGACCAUAUAAAUCAAAUUUGUCCAGAUUAUGUAUACUAAUAUGGAUUGCAGGCUUAAUGCAAAAUAUUUGUGAAUUUGGCUUUAAAUAGUGUUAUUGGGUAAUGGCCAUCAGGCUAUCAGAUCACACGGAUCCGAAGACCACUCAAGUGGCUGGCAAGGCAACUAGUAGCCUUAUGGUCAAGGGCCAGAAAUACCAGCAAUCACUUUUGGGCUUGACAAACAACUGGUGGCUCAUUAAACAUUGUUCAAAAAAGUUUGUAUAAAAAGCAGUUAGUUUGUACAAAAAAAGUACUGGGCUUCACAAAGAAGUAGUAAGAAACAUAACCUUUUCGAUAACAUUGUAUCCAAGUAAGUAUGAAUACAAAAAGCAUUAUAAUCACAGAGGUUUUAAAACAAAAUCUUUUCAAUUUCGAGUUUGAACUUGGGGACAUAAUGUUGUUGAAGAAACCACUUUUGUUUGAUUGUGUAUAUAUAUGU